GGAGUCUCCAAAAUUGAGUCUUGAUGUGCCACAGUAGCACGGUUCCAUUCCCAAUCAUCGCCUUGCCACAAUGACUUAUUGUGCCUCAAAUAUAUUGCCAGUGUUCACCUCAGUUCUUUACCUCACAGGAACUGGUGGCCUCACCUUGGCGUCUGGAUCAAGUUCCAGUCUUCAAUUGAGACAAGAGCGAACUUGCUCCGGGAACGAUGCCUUGACCAUCUUAAAUACCAUCCCAUCCUGUCAGCCGCGCGAUACCAUCGUUGAACUGCCUCAAAUAAAAGACCCAGACUUGUACCAGGUUCUCCCAGAGGUGAUUCGUUUGUCUCAAUGCACCGGCUCGUGCCAUCGUGGAAACCAAUACCACACAUGUGUUCCAACUCAAACUCGAACAUUGGAACGAAAGGUUAUGGUUCAGCGCCUCAAUAGUUCGGGACACGUUUAUUCCACGUGUGCAAUGGUAAACCUUGAGGAGCACUUGGCUUGUGGCUGCGGUUGCGGAAUCUCGCCCAAAAACUGUCGAAGUAAUCAGUAUUUCAAUUCCAAUCUGUGUCGUUGUGACUGUCAAGACCGAUUGGAACAUGCCAAUUGCAUUCUGAACGACGCUGGGCAAGGUCUGAAAAUGUGGGACCCUCAAAACUGUCGGUGUCGUUGCGCCCAGUCUUUCCGAGAAUGCUCCACUGGGUACAUUUAUGACCAACUGAACACCUGCAGGUGCAUUCCAGAGCUUCGUCCAGCCAAUACGGUGCCAUUGGUGGCCUUGUUGGUGGCUCUUAUUGGCACCAGCACAUGCUUGCUAGUGGUGUUUAUAAAUUAUCGAAAAACGAAGAGAGUCCUUGUCCAAUUUCAUCUCGAUAAAAACCGAUCUCAGCAAGAGAAAGACACCAC
This is a messenger RNA of Tigriopus californicus, 885 nucleotides long. RefSeq lists its product as uncharacterized. The record is from RefSeq and is a predicted model, not a curated record. Gene Ontology annotation, biological process: positive regulation of cell population proliferation; positive regulation of protein autophosphorylation. Gene Ontology annotation, molecular function: growth factor activity; growth factor receptor binding. Gene Ontology annotation, cellular component: membrane. Lineage: Eukaryota; Metazoa; Arthropoda; Copepoda; Harpacticoida; Harpacticidae.